UGACAUUCUCCCUCAUACCCGCCGACGGAGAGAGAGAGCGAGUUCGCCAGACUGCACGCUGAUGAAGACAUUACAGAUUGGGAAAUGAAAGUGCUGUCGUUCUUUACUCUCAUAGCGUUGCUAUGGCAAUGCAGCCGAGCGCAGCAAAGAGGGUUGUUCCCGGCUGUGCUGAACCUGGCGUCCAUGGCGAACAUCUCGGCCAACGCCACGUGUGGAGAGACAGGGCCUGAGAUGUUCUGUAAGCUGGUGGAGCAUGUCCCUGGGCAGAGAGACGGGAACCCGCAGUGCCGUGUCUGCAACCUGAAGAGUGACAGGGAGUUUGAGCGUCAUCCUAUCCAAUUUGCUAUAGAUGGUACUAAUCGCUGGUGGCAGAGUCCCACCAUUAAGACAGGGAUGGACUACCACUAUGUCACCAUCACUCUGGACUUACAUCAGGUGUUCCAGAUAGCCUAUGUGAUCCUCAAGGCAGCCAACUCACCCCGUCCUGGUAACUGGGUUCUGGAACGUUCUGUAGACGGCGUGGAGUUCAAGCCCUGGCAGUACUAUGCCAUCACUAACACUGAAUGUCUGACACGCUUCAACAUCCUACCGCGCUCCGGGCCACCCUCAUACACUCGGGACGACGAGGUCAUCUGCACCUCCUUCUACUCCAAGAUCCACCCCCUGGAGAACGGAGAGAUUGUUACCUCUCUGAUCAACAAUCGUCCCAGUGAAAAGGACCCCUCUCCCACCCUCCUCAACUUCACCUCUGCCCGCUACAUUCGUCUACAGCUGCAGCGAAUCAGAACGCUCAAUGCCGAACUGAUGACCCCCGGCCUCAACGAUCCCCGUGAGCUUGACCCCAUCGUGAACCGCCGGUACUACUACUCCAUCAAGGACAUCUCAGUGGGAGGGAUGUGUAUCUGCUAUGGUCACGCUAAGGCCUGCCCCCUCAACAACCACACCAAGAAGUUCAGCUGUCAAUGUGAAGACAACACCUGUGGGGAGAGUUGUGACCGCUGUUGCCCUGGUUACAACCAAAAGUCCUGGAUGGCCGGAACUUUCAAGACACGACACGUCUGUGAGAAAUGUAACUGCCAUGGGAAGUCCGAGCAGUGUUAUUAUAACCAGACGGUAGCAGACGCCAAGAUGAGUCUGAACAUGGCUGGUGAGCGCCAGGGGGGCGGAGUCUGCAUGGACUGUACCAUGAACACGGCGGGGGUGAACUGUCAGACCUGCCGACCAGGCUUUUACAGGCCCCAUGGGGUGAGUCCAGAGGAUGAUGACCCCUGCCAACCAUGCUCAUGUGACCCUUUCGGCUCUCUCGACCAAUCAUGUGUUGCCGACCAGACUCAAGCCCAAGGAGAGAUGACAGCUGGGUCAUGCCACUGUAAACAAGGUUUCUGGGGUCAGAGGUGUGACAGGUGUGCUUUCGGCUUUGCGGGUUAUCCCAGCUGUGAGCCUUGUACCUGCAGCCUGGCAGGCAGCCUCAACCAGGACCCCUGUCAGUCACCCUGCCUCUGCAAGGAGAAUGUUGAAGGUGAGAACUGCGACCGGUGCAAGCUGGGAUUCUAUGAUCUCCAGAGAGACCGUAUCCAUGGUUGCGAGAAGUGUUACUGUUCCGGUGUGGCAAGCCAAUGUUCCGCCUCCCACUGGUCCUAUAGGAAUGAGACGUCACUGGCGGGGUGGUCCCUGUCCAGUGAAGGCGGGGCUAGGAGGGUGUGGCCUAUAUCCAGCCUAGACACGCCCCUCCAGCUCAGUAUCAGCCACUCAGAGGCCAGGACUCACCUGGGGGAAGUAUACUACUGGAGUGCUCCUGCACACUACCUAGGAAACAAGCUGGGGUGGUAUGGAGGUGUCUUGGUGUACAGUGUGUCCUACGACACCAAGUCGGACAGACAAGAGAAGGUCAGAGUUACGUCCCAGCCUGAUGUCAUCCUAGAGGGCAGUGGCAUCAGGAUGAUUGACAGGAGCUUUGGAAAACCGGUGUACCCUGCCUCCCAGGUCUCCAAGGAGAUUGUCCUCCUACAUGAUAACUUCCUGUUUGAGAAAACCGGACUUCCUGUCAGUAGGCGGGACUUCAUGUUGGCACUGACCAAUGUGAGCAGCCUGCUUCUCAGAGCCACAUACAGCAAUGAGCUGGCCGCCAUCUACAGGCUUCAUGGGGUGAGUGUGGAAGAGGCUUUUCCUGGUGGGGAGCAGGUGACAGGAAGUGGCCCCAGACAGGUGACAGGAAAGAGGGCCUCGGCCGUGGAGAUGUGCUCCUGUCCCCCUGGUUACCAAGGAACGUCCUGUGAGAGAUGUUCAGCAGGCCAUCGGAGGGUAAACGGGACCAUGUUCAAAGGCAUAUGCGAAGCAUGCAACUGCCAUGGCCACGCCUCAUACUGUGACGAGGUCAGAGGGGAGUGUCAGGACUGCUCUGGGCACACCACCGGCUUCCACUGUGACACCUGUGCCCCCGGUUUCUAUGGGGACGCCACCAGGGGAACAGUCAAUGACUGCCAGCCGUGCGCCUGCCCCCUGAACAUGCCGUCCAAUAACUUCAGCCCCACCUGCCACCAAGACCCCCGGGGGGAGCUCCUCUGUGAUCGCUGUCCUCCUGGAUACACCGGGGCACGCUGUGAAAGGUGUGCUAAUGGAUACUAUGGGCAGCCAGCUGUGCCAGGCGGCUCAUGCCAGCCGUGCCACUGUCAUGACAACCUAGACCUGGCCCUCCCACGCAGCUGUGACCCAAUCACAGGAGCCUGCCUGCGCUGCCGCCUUGGAUAUGGGGGUGUGACCUGCGACACUUGUGCCGAUGGUUUCUAUGGCGAUGCAGUCAACGCCAAGAACUGCCAACCGUGCCAGUGCCACAGUAACGGCUCGCUAACAGAAGUGUGCCAUCAGCAGACCGGCCAGUGCCAGUGUAGAGAGCACGUGGUUGGGCGCCAGUGUGAUGAGUGUAUGCCUAACUGCUGGUGGGAUCCGGAGCAGCAGGUUUGUAGACCAUGUGACUGCAGUGUCACGGGCGCCAUGUCUCAGCGCUGUGACCUGGAAGGCCGCUGCAUCUGCAGGCCUGGCUUCGUAGGGCGCCGCUGCAACCUGGGUCGCCAAGGUUACGAGAGGCGGGAGACCCGUCGGCCAAUAGAGAGGGUCCCCAUCCAGCAGGUGCAGAGAUGGGGCUCGUCCCGCACAGGGGGCUGUCCCAGAGGAGCCUACCGCCCAGCGACCCAGACCCAUGGCCUCCAGGCUUCCGGCAGCUGCAUACCUUGUCACUGUAACUCCUUUGGCUCCAAGUCCUUCGACUGUGAUGAGGGGGGCCAGUGUCGCUGUCAGCCUGGCGUGGGGGGGCCCAAGUGUGACCGCUGUUCCCCUGGCCACUUUAACUUCCAGGAGGGAGGGUGCACACCCUGCCAGUGCACCCAUGUAGGGAACAACUGUGAUGCCAACACAGGCCAGUGCAUCUGCCCCCCCAACACCAUAGGAGAGAGGUGUGACAAGUGUGCCCCCAACCACUGGGGACAUGACAUCAUGGAUGGCUGCAAGACAUGUGGCUGUAACGUGGUGGGCUCUGAGACCCAGCAGUGCAACCCCAACACAGGCUGCUGCAUCUGCAGGGACAACUUCUACGGAGAGAAGUGCAACGAGUGCAAGCUGGGCCACCGGGACUUCCCACAGUGCAUUGCGUGCACUUGCGAGGUGGCUGGCUCUGACGACCAGACAUGUGACGCUGACCGGGGGGUGUGUGCCUGCGCCGACCGCUCGGGGCAGUGCAGCUGCAAGCCCAACGUUGAGGGGCUGAGGUGUGACACCUGCAAGAAGGGGACGUUUGGUUUGAGUUCCAGGAACCCCCUGGGGUGCAGCCAGUGCUACUGCUACGGCCUGUCCAGAACCUGCACUGAGGCCCAGGGCCUCAUACGCAUGUGGCUGACUCUGAGGCCGGAGCAGACGGAGCUCCCCCUGGUGGACAAGACCAACCAGGCGGAGACACGCCGCGGGGUCACCUUCCAGCACCCGGAGAUUCUGGCCCACGCUGACCUGGUCACAAAGGACCUAGCGGAACCCUACUACUGGAGACUUCCCAAGCAGUUCCAGGGCUCCAUGAUCACAGUUUACGGAGGGAAGCUGAAGUAUGCCAUCUACUAUGAGGCUCGCGAUGAGACAGGCCCUGCCUCCUACGCCCCCCAGGUGAUCAUAAGGGGAGGGGCUAGCAGGGACAAGGUGAUGACACGUCACGUUCCAGGCCUCCAGAUUGGUCAACUCACCCGCCAUGAGAUUGACAUGACUGAGCAUGAAUGGAAGCAUGAGAACCAGAAGGCGAUGACGCGGGAGGACUUCAUGGACGUUCUCUUCUUCGUGGACUACGUGCUGAUCAAGGCCUCCCACGGGAGCGCCAUGAGACACAGCAGGAUCUCUGAGAUUUCCCUGGAGGUGGCGGAAGAGGGCAGACUGUCGGUGGAGAGUGAGAGAGCGUUCCAGAUAGAGAAGUGUGACUGUCCCCGGGGCUACUCUGGACUCUCCUGUGAGGAGUGUGGAUCAGGGUUCUACCGUCUGUCUGUGCGUCCAGGCGGCCCGGCCUCCAGGGCAGGGAUAGGGAGCUGCGUGCAGUGCCAGUGCAACCAGCACAGUGACUCCUGUGACCCUGAGACCUCUGUGUGCCAGAACUGCCAACACAACACUGAGGGGGACAGAUGUGAACGCUGCUCUGCUGGUUACUAUGGCAUCGUCCGUGGUCGUCAUGACGACUGCAAACCCUGUGCCUGCCCCCUCACCAACCCUGAGAACAAUUUCAGCCCUACCUGUGUGGCCAAGGGCUUCUCUGACUACCAGUGUACAUCCUGCCCAGAGGGCUAUGCAGGCCAAUACUGUGAGAGGUGCUCCACAGGUUACCACGGCGACCCGCGUGCCCCUGGUGGCAAGUGCGAGGAGUGUAAGUGUGACCCCUGGGGGGCGUGGCCACAGCCGUGCGACCCAAUCAGUGGCCAGUGUCGCUGUCGUCCCGGCAUCAGGGGGCGGAGCUGCGAGAUCUGCAUGGAGAAGCAUGUGUGUGGGCCUGCCGGCAUCGUGUCCUGUGAUGACGACUGCAGCGGGGUGCUGAUCAGCGAUAUGGACAGACUCCUGCGCAUCAUGGACAAUGUCAACCUGACCACGCCCCUUCCACCUCCGUACAAGGUGCUCUACCGCUUUGAGAACAUGACUGAAGAACUGAAGCACAUGCUGUCCCCCCAGAGGGCUCCAGAGAGGCUGCUGCUCCUGGCCGACAGUAACCUGGGCAGCCUGGUGACCGAGAUGGAUGAGCUGCUGAGCAGGGUGGCUCUGCAGGACAAGGCACGGGACCUGAACGAGACUCUGAGCAGGCGUGGCACACCAGAGAAGAGUCUGACCCAGAUGAACCAGGAGAUCCAGACCAUGCUAGCCGAGCUCAGAGCACGCCAGCUGGGAGGCAAGAAGAAUCUCGCUGAAGAGGAGCUGGGGCUAGCAGAGUCUCUGUAUCAGAGGGUGAAGCGUGUGUUUGGCGAACCCCACCAGGCUACUGAGGACCUGAAGGAGGAGGUGACGGGGAAGCUUGGGGACCACCAGGCCCAGCUGGAGGAGGCCCAGGCCCUGAUCACUGAGGCCCAGGGAAAGAGCAGGCUGGCUGGGGCAUUGGCCAAGCAGAACCAGGCCAACCUCACCACCCUGGAGAGGAAGACGGAUGCUGUGAGCUUUGUGAAGAAAGGAACUGAGGAGGUUCUAGCAGAUGGAGAACGUGUCUUAGCUGACGCCAACCUGCUGUCCGACAACAUCAACAAGGAGAUCGAGGACCUGGAGCAGAUGGAGGGAGAGUUGGGGCCUCUGCACGACCAGCUAGACUACCGGGUCAGUCACCUCAGCAAGGCCCUGGACGACAACUCCUCAACUCUCUACUGCAGCGGGGCUGAACACCACGCUGGCCAGCUCAAUGAGUCUUCAGCCAUCCUGGACAGUAUCCUGGCUGAGGCAAAGAAUCUGUCGUUCAACGCUACGGCGGCCUUCAAGGCCUACAGCAACAUCAAGGGAUCUAUAGACGAGGCGGAGAGGGAGGCCAAGCUGGCACGGGCCCCGCCCCUCCCUGCUGUUGUGCAGGCCUCCGGACCUAAAGGUUCUCUGAAGGAGAACGCCAAGAACUCAGUUCAGAACAGCAACACACUGUGGAAACAAGCCAAGGAACUGGAGAACGAUGUAAAAGAGAAUGUUGACAGUGUGGGUAGCAUGCAGGCAAGAUUGAAGGCUGCAGGCCAGAAGAACAAAGACCUUGUGAAGGCUCUUAACCAGACCAUGGACAAACUCAACGCCUUACCUUCCGACACGGCCGCUAAGCUCCAGGCCACCAAGGUGAAGGCGGGGGAGGCCAACGACACGGCCAUCGAUGUCCUGGAGCGUCUGAAGGACCUGAACCUGGGGCUUCUGGGGCUGCAGAGGAACUACAGUCAGCUGCAGGACCACGUCAACACAGCCAACAACAUGAUCCAGGACCCGGAGAAGAACAUCCAUGCUGCAGGGGCAAAGGUCAAGGACCUUGAGGAUGAAGCUGAUAGGCUGCUGGAGAAGUUAAAGCCAAUCAGAGAGCUGCAGGACAACCUGAAGAAGAACAUUUCUCAGAUCAAGGAGCUGAUCAACCAGGCCAGGAAACAAGCCAACUCCAUCAAGGUGUCUGUGUCAUCGGGUGGAGACUGUAUCCGUGCCUACCGGCCUGACAUCAAGAAGGGCCGCUACAACACCAUCAUCCUCAACGUCAAGACCACCACUCCUGAUAACCUGCUCUUCUAUCUGGGCAGUGCUCAAUAUGUUGACUUCCUGGCUGUAGAGAUGAGGAAGGGGAAGGUGAACUUCCUGUGGGAUGUGGGGUCAGGAGUCGGGAGGGUUGAGUAUCCUGACCUCACUAUUAACGAUGGCAACUGGCACCGCAUAGAAGCCUCCCGGAACGGGCUGAAUGGCACCAUCAAGGUGCAGGCCCUGGAGGGCACCAGAGCGGGCAUCCUGCCCACCCCCCGCAGCGCCAACGCUCCGGAGAAGUUCACCAUCCUGGACGUGGAUCAGAAGGCCUACCUGUUUGUAGGAGGACUCCUGGGCUCUGUCAAGAAAGCAGAUGCGGUGAAGACCACUACCUUCUCAGGCUGUAUGGGGGAGACGUACCUGGACAACAAGCCCAUCGGCCUCUGGAACUACAGAGAGAGAGAAGGGGACUGCAAGGGCUGUGUGGUCAGCCCCCAGUCCACAGACACAGAGGGUAUGGUCCAGUUUGAUGGGGAGGGCUACGCUGCAGUCAGCCGCCCCACCAGGUGGAACCCUAACAUCUCCACGGUGAUGUUCAAGUUCCGCACUUUCUCCUCCAACUCCCUGCUGAUGUAUCUCGCUACCAAGGACAUGAAGGACUUCAUGAGUGCAGAGCUGGUGGAUGGGAGGUUGAAGGUCAGUUAUGAUCUGGGUUCUGGUACUGGCUCUGCCAGCAGCUCUAAGAAACACAACGAUGGACGCUGGAAGUCCCUCACCAUGGCCCGCAACAAGAAACAAGCCGUGGUGACGGUGGUGGACAUGGACUCCAAUGAGGAGGAGAAGCUGCUGGUGACGUCACUGGGCUCUGCUACCGGACUCAACCUCCGAGACACAGAGAGGAUCUACUUUGGAGGCCUACCCACCAUCGGCAACUACAGUCUCAAGUCAAGGUCGGAGGUGACUCAGCAGAAGUAUGCAGGCUGCAUGAGAGACAUUGAGGUGUCCAGAACUCCCUACUAUCUCCUCAGCAGCUCCGACUACACUGGACUGACCAAAGGCUGCUCUGCUGAGAACCUCCACACAGUCAGUUUCUCCAAGCCGGGCUUUAUCGAGCUUUCAGGUCUGUCCUUCGCUGUCGCCACGGAGAUCAGUCUGUCGUUCAGCACCAAGUCAGAGCAUGGCAUCAUCUUCCUUGGCACCGGGGGCACCGGCCGGUCCCACACACAGGAGCCUGUGCUGGCUCAGCUGCCGAAGAGGCGACGCAGACAGUCUGGCGAGCCCUUCCUGGCAGUGCAGCUCAGUAAGGGCUCUCUGGAGGUGCUGGUGUUCUCUGGGAGCCACAGCCUGCGCAGGGUGGUCCGCAAGCCCGACCAGGGGAUCCUCCACGAUGGACGAGAACACUCACUACGCAUCCUGAGACAGCCAGGAAGGUCGUUUGCGUUGCAGGUGGAUGAGGAAGAGAAGAAGGAGGCGGGUCUUCCCAACGACCAGCCAAUGACCAUCAAGCGUGUGUUCAUUGGAGGAAUCCCAACGGAGGUGGAGCAGAGUUCUCAGAGACCGAACGUUCCAUUCCAGGGCUGCAUCUGGAACCUCAUGGUCAACACAAUCCUAGCAGACUUCUCCCAGCCAGUGGCAUUCGAGAACGCGGAGAUUGGCCAGUGCCCAAACCUGGCCCCGCCCCCACCACCUUUGCCCCUCCCAGAGGAGGAGGAGACUGAGAAGGAAGAGGAGGAGCCUAAAAAAGAGGAAGUUGUCAAACCUGUACCAGCCCCCUCCACCCCAGCCCCCGUGACCCCCACCGCCUCGUCCACUGACCCGCCCCCUGUCACACCCGCUGCCCCCCCUCUGCUUACCAGCCCCUCCCUGGAGACACGCCCAGACAAUCUGGUGGGGUGCGUGGCAGAGGCAGAGCCGGGGAUUGUGGGUAAGGCCAAACAGUUUGGUCUCAGCAGGAGCAGUCACGUGGCGUUCUCCUUCGACGACACCAAGGUGAAGACCCGACUCAUCCUGGAGUUUGAGCUCAGGACCAGGGCGGAGUCUGGCCUGGUGUUCUACAUGGCCAGACACAACCACGCUGACUUUGCUACGGUCCAGAUUAAAGAAGGGAUGGCUCACCUGGGCUUUGACCUGGGCCAUGGAAACACAUCCACAACGGUGCCUCGCGCCAUCAACGACGGAAACUGGCAUAAGAUCCGUGUGAUGCGUGAGAGACAGAGAGGGAUCUUGUCUGUAGACCAGCGUUUCAACAAGCAGACCACGAGUCCUAAGAAGGCUGACAUCUUGGAUGUGGUGGGCAUGCUCUACAUCGGAGGUCUGCCCGGCAACUACACCACCAAGAGGAUAGGGCCGGUCCUCCACAGCAUCGAUGGCUGCAUUAGGAACUUCCGUCUGAUGGAGGAUGUGUUGGACCUGGACAUGCCCACCUCCAGUCACAUGGUGGGAACCUGCUAUGAGAACACAGAAACAGGGACAUACUUUACUGGGACUGGCUACCUGAAAGCAGUGGGGUCAUUCAGGGUAGGUCUGGAUGUGACCUUUGACCUUGACUUCAGGACCAGUAAAAGCAGUGGGGUUCUGCUGGGGGUCAGCAGUCAAACCACAGAUGGACUGGGAAUAGAGCUGCUGGAUGGAAAGCUGCUAUUCCAUGUUGACAAUGGAGCUGGACGAAUCACAACAGAGUACCAGCCGGACGUGGAGGCGGGGCUUUGUGACGGCCAAUGGCAUUCUGUCUCCGCGCAGAAGCUGCGUCACCGUCUGGAGCUGGUAGUGGACGGCAAGAAGUCCCAAGCUGAGAGCCCCAACACGCGCUCUAACACCGCAGACACCAAUGACCCCAUCUACGUAGGGGGAUUCCCCGAGGGAGUGAAGCAGGUUGGCUUGAGUGGUAGUUCCUCGUUCGGAGGGUGUAUGAGGAACCUGAGGAUCACCAAGGCCUCUAAGACCACGGAGGUCCACUUCAACAAGGCCCUGGAGGUGAAGGGGGUCCAGCCGCUCUCCUGCCCCGCCAGCCCCCCAGCCGCAUGAACACCCCCUUUCUGCUGCUAAAUACAACCUGUUCUUUCACCUGACCCUACCCCACCUAGCCUUCCCCCGCCCCCAUCCACCCCCUACGCCUCUCGUGCCUUAGUGACACCACCUAGUGUCUGUCUCGGGGAGGGAGGCCCCCUUACCAGUGUGAUGUCAUCAUGUCAAUGUA
Molecule: messenger RNA, 9889 nt
Organism: Osmerus eperlanus (European smelt)
Lineage: Eukaryota; Metazoa; Chordata; Actinopteri; Osmeriformes; Osmeridae
Gene: lama2
Product: laminin, alpha 2
Biological process (GO): regulation of cell migration; regulation of embryonic development; animal organ morphogenesis
Cellular component (GO): basement membrane
Molecular function (GO): signaling receptor binding; extracellular matrix structural constituent
Source: RefSeq, a predicted model, not a curated record